Molecule: messenger RNA, 1359 nt
Organism: Bacidia gigantensis
Lineage: Eukaryota; Fungi; Ascomycota; Lecanoromycetes; Lecanorales; Ramalinaceae
Exons: 1
Coding region: 1-1359 (452 amino acids)
Source: RefSeq, a predicted model, not a curated record
AUGGAGCUCGCUAUCAUCACGGGCUCAACAGAUCUUGCGAUUAGGUGUACGAAAAUUGUCCAAAGAAUUCAUGUCACGCGUGAGAAAUUCAAGGCAGCAGAUCUUACCGUCAAGUCUCUAGUUGAUCAGGUCGAAAGCCUUCGAUACGCAUGGACCAAGAUUAGCGACUGGUCUGGUGCACGCGACGUUGCAAACGACUGUAGCGAUUGCGAUUGGCAAUUUCAAGACCAGCUGGAGAAGAAACUAGACUGUGGAUAUCUAGUUAUUGCGGCGCUUGAAGAAGAUCUAAUGCAAAUGACGGCGAAUGAGCGAAAGUCACGGAUGACUUUCAAGCAAAAGACAGCUUUUGUGUGGAAUGAGUCGAUCAUAGAAAUCCAUCGAAAGCGAGUCAGUGAUCAAGUCCAGUCUAUGGGUCUGCUACUCCAAGUGUCCCAGCUGCCAACCCCAAAGGAGCGAGUUGUCUUCAUUGUCAACUCACGAACGCAGCUCAAAAAGUCUGACGAGAGUGCAUAUUCAAUCAUACCUUCACGAAGGUCCAUGUCUAUCCAGAGGGAAAGCUCUCUGAGCACAGACAGUGAAGCCUUAGCAUAUUACCCAUUCGACUUUGAAGAUGAUCUUUUCACUUCUGACGUCUAUAAACGUAAUUAUCGCACAGCCAAGGAGGUUUCGAGAGGGUCUCAAGUCAAAUCAUCUCAAGACCCUCAAGUUAAAACUAGCAUCUUGCGUGCCGAUGGCCAAGGAGAAAAUGUAGAAAAACCCAGAAUAUCGUCGCCUGUCUUAAUAUCAUCGUCGAGACUAGGAAUACCGUCUGACUUCGAAGUACCAUGGCGUAUUAGGGGCGAUAGCACCCAUCGGCCGACAGAAUGGUACCGGACCUUUUUUGAAGCUCUUAAUAACCAGUCUUCCAUCCAAGAAAUCAAGGCAAGCACAUCUGGUGCUCUAGGAAUUCUUUGGGAAGCACUGCCUGAAGACAAGAUGAAAGCACUAGGUGAUGACACUGUCUCAUCAAACGAUAUCCAAAUUGGCAGGAUCUUUACACAAGGGGACAUCAAACGAGCUGAAAGCCUGUUCAGCGAUUAUUAUGACGCAUGGGCCGAGAUUGCAAUACUAUCAAUCCAGCAUCCCAUCGCAGUACUGUUGAAGGUUCGGAGCUUGAGUCGUCAAAUGAAGAUAUGCUUGAUCUUAAAAUUGCUCGGUCACAAAGCGCUCCUCGAUCUCUUUUGUCGCAAUAAAAUCGAUGACUCGGCACUUCCUCUCUCAGUAUCUGACUUAGAAGAAGUCUUCAAGGACCAGGAAGACUUCGCCUCUCUGGCCCUACUCUUUCAAAGUCAGCAGUACAAUAUAGUACAAUCCGAGUGA